This is a messenger RNA of Gryllus bimaculatus (two-spotted cricket), 1748 nucleotides long. Lineage: Eukaryota; Metazoa; Arthropoda; Insecta; Orthoptera; Gryllidae. The record is from the annotation of a GenBank genome assembly.
GUUAUAGGGCCCUGUGGCCGGCAUUGUAGAAUGCGCGGCAAAAUUUUUAUCAAACACGUAUUCCGGGCAAAUGGAUUGUGUUCUACGAUGUGUGCGUAAUAAGUUGCCUUCUCCCCCAAAAGAGGAAUAUGUUUUUUAGUGAUCGGUGAAGGUUUUUGUUUCGUUGUUCCUGUAACGUCCCAGCUUUGAGCCGAAAAAUGGAAUGUGCGGCUGUCCAGAAGGAUUGCGACAGUGACACCGAAACUGUUGUGUGUUUACUCUCUGAUGACGAGAGCGAACCUGUGAAAAAAAAGCUUUGGUCCAGGAAGAUUGGAAUUCAAAGGAGUCCUCCAAGAUGGACUACGAAUGACAGCGCGGCGAGGAGCGGUGCGAGAAGACUCUCCAGCGAGGUGAUCUACGUGAGGGACAGCGAGAGCAGCAGUGAAGACGAUUGCGUCAUCUUGGACUGCGCGAGUCCAAGAAAGACGUGCCACGCGAGCUGCCUCCCGGCUGACUUUUUCGACCGCGAGACUCCGCCCCUCUCGCCCCGAAGAACUGCCUCCGUCUCUCGGCAGCCGGAGCUUCCUUCGCUCGUGGGAAACGACGGAGGCAAAAGUGUAGAAGUGAAGAAUGUUAAAGUAAAACUUAGAAGAAUCGAUGAACUGUUGCUUGACGAGGUUGCAGUUUCUUCAGGCAAUGAGGAACGCAGUGCACUGGAGGCAAUUUCGUGCAAAAGUGUUACAGAGACAAAGCAAACUUCCAUAGAUGAUAAUCUGAAUAAGCACUACUCAGCACCUUCAAUGAAUACAGCAACAGCAAGAACACCUUUACUGACGGAGAGGUCUCCUGGAAAAAGAAAUGAAAUGUGUAAGAGUAGUUCACAUAGAGUCAAGUCAUUUUCACCUGACAAAUCCAAGAAAAUACGAAUAACAUUAGAAAUACCUUACUCUAAGAUAUUGGAGUUCAAUAACAAUAUACAACCAGAAUUUCUGUCAUUGACAUCACCAGAAGACUUUCAUAAGCCUAGUAAAACCAAAAUUAGUCAAGAAAGGAAAGAUAAAAACCCCUCUAAGGGUCAACUUACAUCAAAAGAUGGAGGGGAAAACCUGGAUAUUGUUGAAAUAGAUUUAACAAAGGGGGACAAACAAAAAGCUAAGAAUGAUUCUUGUGAAGAUAGGAAACAUGCCAAAAAUUCAAAAAGACAUUCUCGGCAUGAAAAUAAAUAUAGGUGUGAAAUAUGUUGGUUGCGGGUGCCGAAUGUGACAGACCAUAUUGUUACACAACAUACCCAUUUAUUUACAUAACUAUCACUAUUAAUGUUAAUUGUAUUUAAUUUAUUGCGUUGCAGCGAAAAGAAUUGUGUAUUUUUGUGCUGCAUGUGAUAUAAAGUUUUUAAGUGUUAAGUUCAUGUGAUAUAAAAGUGUGAUUAAUUUAUAUAAAGGAGUGGGCGUAUUGAAAUACGUAGUAAUUUCUACUUUUGUCAUUGAUUUAAUUUUUAAAUGUAAAAAUGUUUUUGAGCAUUUGUUUGGGUUGUGAGCUUUUCUGUGUUAAUUUAUAAAAGUUCUAAUAUGGCAAAUAAAAUGUAUAGAACCUGUGAAGUGUACUGUAAGUAAAUGUAAAAGAAGUCAUUGGAAGUAGUCACAAGAAAAAGAGUUAUGUGUAGUGCAUAUAAUGUACUGUAAUAAAAAUGUAUAUUACACUUUACGUUAAUAUCCCUUACUGUAACGAAUCGACUCGGUGGUCACAUAAUGGGGAAACUAUGCUUGAGG